CAUAGAGUGGGUAUAUAGGAGGAAUGUACACCGCUUGGUCAUAUACAUACACCAAUACGUGCAGUACCCAACCUCUCAUAAUGACAUAUUAUGUCCAUUUUACCAUAACCAAUUUUACGGUGGGUAAAUAAAAUAAUUUUACACUCCCAAAACUUUUGUUCUAUAUGCACCUAUGUUGGUAUUAAAAAAUAAUAAAUUUUAGAAUUUAAGGAAGCAUUUAUGUUGUUUAAUAAGGACCAUGAUGGAAAAAUAACAGAGGCCGAAUUAGGUGUCGUAAUGAGAUCCUUAGGGCAGAGACCAACUCAAUCUGACUUACGAGGGAUGGUUAAUGAAGUUGAUCAAGAUGGUAAUGGAAGUAUUGAAUUUAAUGAAUUUCUUCUUAUGAUGGCUCGGAAAUUAAAGGUAUCAGACGGUGAAGAAGAAAUGCAUCACGCAUUUAAUGUAUUUGAUAAAAAUGGUGACGGUUUUAUAACAUUUGUUGAGUUGAAACGUGUCAUGUUUAGUAUUGGAGAACGGCUUACUGAUGAAGAAAUUGAAGAUAUGAUUAAAGAAGCGGAUUUAAAUGGAGAUAAAAAAAUUGAUUACAAUGAAUUCAUAACCAUAAUAACAUCGAAAAAGUAAAAUGUGACAUAUGAACAAUAUAUUUCAUUUCGCUUAUGACUACUUAAUAUUAAGACGUUAAUAAAAAUGUUCUAAUUUAUUUUAUUAUCUGUAUAUUUCAAUAAUUCUUAGAAUUACUUUGAGAAAAUUUCUCAGCUGAUAAAUCCCAUCUUUGAACCCAUAAAAAUUUUUUUGGCAAAAAUGUCUAACCUUAGAAACAAUUACGUAAGUAUAUGGAAGGGUAUAAAGAAGCAUAUUAUGUUGUAAUAUAUGGGAUUUUCACAAUCACUAUAAUAUUGAAAGUAAAAUAAAAAUUCAUCUUAAGAAGAUCAUAAGAAAAUUAAUAUAGAGCUCUCUAAAAUAAAUUCUUCGUAGGUCACAAAUUUAUAUAUAAUUUACAAAUAAAUAUAGUUAACUAUUUUUUAUAGUUGGUUCGACCAUAUGAAUAUUAUUCCUAGUUAAAUAGUUGUUUUGUCUCUAUAUUAAUCAUAACUUUUUAUUUGAAUAACUAUAUAGUUUUUUUACGUGUUUAAGUAGAUUUUUAAAUGUUUUUUUUUUAAACAUUAUAGGUAUAUAUUAUAUGUAAAUAAGUAAAAUAAUAAAUUCUUUUCAAACAUA
Messenger RNA from Daktulosphaira vitifoliae (grape phylloxera), 1218 nucleotides. RefSeq names its product calmodulin-like. The record is from RefSeq and is a predicted model, not a curated record. The coding region runs from base 220 to 621 and encodes 133 amino acids. Gene Ontology annotation, molecular function: calcium ion binding; enzyme regulator activity. NCBI's taxonomy places the organism in Eukaryota, Metazoa, Arthropoda, Insecta, Hemiptera, Phylloxeridae. The transcript has 3 exons.